UUCCGCGGGUUUUGCUGUUCCGACGAGCCCUAGACGCCGGAAAACAAACAAAUCCAGUUGAUCUCUGAAUUUGUUUCUGAUGGCGAUGGCCGGUAUAUACAGAAGAGUUCUUCCAUCUCCUCCUGCUAUUGAUUUUGCUUCUUCUGAAGGGAAGCAAUUGUUCAUGGAAGCCACUCAAGGUGGAACCAUGGAAGGUUUCUUUAAGUUGAUUUCUUACUUUCAGACACAAUCUGAACCUGCCUAUUGUGGAUUGGCUACCCUCGCCAUGGUUUUGAAUGCACUUUCUAUUGAUCCGGGUAGAAAAUGGAAAGGUCCCUGGAGGUGGUUUGAUGAAUCUAUGCUGGACUGUUGCGAGCCUUUGGAGAAGGUUAAAGCCGAAGGCAUUUCCUUUGGGAAGGUUGUAUGUUUGGCUCAUUGUGCUGGAGCAAAGGUUGAAGCUUUUCGCACAAAUCAAAGCAGUAUUGAUGAAUUCCGCAAGCAUGUUAUUGCAUGCUCUACUUCUGAUGAUCGUCAUGUGAUCUCAUCAUAUAACAGAGCGACUUUUAAACAGACAGGUACUGGCCACUUUUCACCUAUUGGUGGUUAUCAUGCUGGAAGAGACAUGGCAUUAAUUUUAGAUGUUGCACGUUUUAAGUAUCCUCCUCACUGGGUUCCACUUAAACUACUUUGGGAAGCUAUGGAUACGUUGGAUGAUGCUAAUGGAUUUCGCAGAGGUUUCAUGCUAAUAUCCAGGCUUCAACGACCACCAGCACUACUUUAUACCCUGAGUUGUAAGCAUGAAAGUUGGGUUAAUGUUGCAAAGUAUUUGGUGGAAGAUGUUCCAGUAUUAUUGAGUUCUAAAAAUGUGAAAGAUGUGAAGGAUGUUCUUUCCAUUGUUUUCAAUUCUCUUCCGUCAAAGGUUCUUGAAUUUAUCAAGUGGGUUGCAGAAGUUAGGAGAACAGAGGAGGGUGAUCAAAGUUUAAGUCCCGAAGAGCAAGAAAGGCUUGCUAUCAAGGGGGAGAUACUGAAACAAGUUCAGGACACUCGUCUAUAUAAACACGUGACGGAUUUUCUGUUCAGUACGAAAUCCGGUUGCCACAGCACACUCUGUUUGGGUAAAGAAACCAGUUUGACCGAUGUUGCAGCUAGCGUAUGUUGCCAGGGAGCGGGGAUUCUGAAAGGAAACAGUGAAUCCCCUAACGGGUUUUGCUGUGGGGAAACACAUGUUCAUUGCAUAAAAUCCACCGGAAACGUGCCGGCUACAGUUGUGUCGGGGACAGUGACGAAUGGCAUUGGUGAACAACAUGUGGAUAUGUUGGUCCCUUCAUCUGCCAAAAAUUUAAGUCCCUCCAGCUCGGGAUUAACUAGUUGCAUUGGAAUGCACCCAGCUAGCAAUGAUGUUCUCACAACACUUUUACUGGCUUUGCCACCACAAACCUGGUCUGGUAUCAAAGACGAUAGCUUGUUCCAGGAAAUUAAAAGUCUGGUUUCUAUAGACAACCUUCCCACUUUUCUUCAAGAAGAGAUUAUGCACUUGCGCAGUCAGCUCCACUUUCUAAAACGAUGCAAAGAUGACGAGGUCAAACAUCAAGAUACAAGCGACAAGGCGAUGGUCUUCCUACAUGGAUCAAAGUCAAACCUGCAUAAUCAAGGUAAGUUGUCGUUAUUGGGACAACAACGGUCCCUUGGUUGUUGUAGCAGACUUGCAGACAGAUAUGAAAGGCUAGAUCGGGUUUCUGGUGGUAUUAAGCGGAUUAUUACAUGGCCUAAACCAAUUGCUUAUGCGUCUAUAAGGUCUAUAUUUUCCGUCAAUUAUCUAUCCCGUUAGUUAAGAAGACGGUGUAGGGUUGAUGUUGCCAAACAGACCGAUCGGUUAACUUUUUUGAUCGAUUAUAGUCGGACUGUUUGGUAUAAUCUUGUGAAAAUGUAAUUUUUUUUAUAUUAAAAAUAGGGAUUUUGAUUGUCAAAUGAAAUUUGCGUUACGGUUUAUGCCUAUUUUGCACAGCUGCCGCCACCACCAACGGUGGUAAGGUAGCAACCAUUGUCUUGGGACCUAUUUGUUAACAAGUUAAUAAGUUUAAUGGGAACGUAUAAUUGUUUAAU
Messenger RNA from Cynara cardunculus var. scolymus (artichoke), 2082 nucleotides. Its product is annotated as glutathione gamma-glutamylcysteinyltransferase 1-like. Bases 80 to 1807 code for a protein of 575 amino acids. Gene Ontology annotation, molecular function: glutathione gamma-glutamylcysteinyltransferase activity; metal ion binding. The record is from RefSeq and is a predicted model, not a curated record. NCBI's taxonomy places the organism in Eukaryota, Viridiplantae, Streptophyta, Magnoliopsida, Asterales, Asteraceae. Gene Ontology annotation, biological process: response to metal ion; cellular detoxification of cadmium ion; phytochelatin biosynthetic process. The transcript has 9 exons.